UUGCUAAAGAGAUUGAAAUCUCCACACAAGCAAGAAAGAGAUAAUAAAAAAAAACAAGUAAAUAAGAAAGAAGGAGAAUGAAGAUCACGAUAGUGGCAGUUGCACUACUGGCAGUUGUCUUAGCGGCAGCUACUCAAAUUCGUGGUGAAAGGUCUGACCAUCGUUGUGGCCCUUGCUUCGAUUGUGCUAAAUGUGACGAAGGUCGUUGUUGUAGCGAUGCGUCAUACUGCGGGAAUACCUCGGACUACUGUAUUGGCAUCUAUAGCAGGUAUAGCAGGCCAGGGUAUCCCUGCUAUCCUAGAGAGAAGCCGUGUACCGGUGUCUACAACAAUAUUAAUGGAUAUGGAUGGGAUUUGAAAGCUGCGAGCAUUUCCUGUUCUUCGCACACGGCCAAUAUCUCGCAUCAUGGAAUGGAACUAGACGGCGUUCAGAGGCCGUUUUGCCUCGAGCAAGGCGAACCCAACACCGCUAACCGUAUUCGUGCAUCUUGCGGACAAUGCUUGAAGGUUACAAGCCGCAAAACUGGAACUCAAACAACGGUGAGACUUCCAACGGGCAACGAGUGCAACAACAAGGAUUUGAAGUUGGGGAAAAGGGUUUUUGAGGAACUUCACAGCAAUGGAGAGGGAAGUGAUCAGAAGGGCCACCUUACCGUGGAUUAUCAAGUUGUGCAUUGUGCUGAAGACUAGAACACUGAUGGGCCUAAUAUACGUGACUCCUCCUUGAUACAAUGAGCUAUAUACUAAAUAAAUAAUUUCGAAUGUUGAAUGCAUAUACCGCGAAAAUAUAUGCAAAAAACGUUUGUUGUCAUAAUGACAAUGGUAGUGUGAUAAAUAAUCCGUAAUGGAAUACGGUUAUAGGUUGUUAACUGCUAUCGAUCGAUCUGCAUCAUAAAUAAAAUCAUGAUUUCGAUACCAAGUUUACAUUGAAGCUUUUUUGUUGGAUGUUUGAUUAGUGAUUAGAAGGAUAAUUUGAUAAAU
This is a messenger RNA of Linum tenue, 980 nucleotides long. The record is from the annotation of a GenBank genome assembly. Lineage: Eukaryota; Viridiplantae; Streptophyta; Magnoliopsida; Malpighiales; Linaceae.